This is a messenger RNA of Chara braunii, 1810 nucleotides long. Lineage: Eukaryota; Viridiplantae; Streptophyta; Charophyceae; Charales; Characeae. The record is from the annotation of a GenBank genome assembly.
CGCUAUCGCCAGUUGCUGUCGGGGCUGCGGGCAAAGGCCAUGGAUCUCUGUCAAUUCAGUAUCAUGUCCUCUUUGGACACGGUCAAGGUUGCGGCAGCAGUGGGUCAGAGGCAGACAGGCGGGAAGGUGCCAGAGAGCGCACACUGUAACGAUUCGGUGGUCACUACCAGUUUGCAAACUGCGGUCGAUUCAAGCAAGGAUGUGUCUCAAGGGGUAGGGCGAAUGCGAGAGGAGGAGGGACUGCCUGUUCUUCAUCAGGCUCCCACCUCACCGCAGAUGGAGCUUGCAUGCAAUCAGCAAAAUCAUUGUGCAGCAUCUGGCGAUAAUGACAACAGCGAUGAUCGUGAAAUUCUUCGUAGGGAAGCUGCGAAGCUCAUCAUUUUUGGAUUUGAUGGAACGUCAAUCAAUGAGCAUGCAAGGCGGAUGCUUGCUCUGGGUGUGGGAGGGGUGAUACUCUUCUCCAGAAACAUUGUUGACCCAGAGCAAGCUGCAGGCCUUUGUGCGGAGCUGAAGAGGAGAUCCUCCAACUCUCGGCUGCUUAUUAUGGUGGACCAGGAGGGCGGGAAAUCGUGCCAACUUCACCCCCAGUGCAAGUUCACGCCUUUGCCGACAGCCCGUGAAGUUGGGAGUACGAAAGACCCACAAGCAGCAGUGAAGGUUGCCACUGUCAUUGGGCGUGAGCUCCGCGCAAUCCACAUCGACGUGUGUCUCGGACCUGUCGUCGACAUCGACACAAACCCGGCGAAUCCGAUCAUCGCCGAGCGCUCGUACGGGAGAACCCCAGAGAUUGUCAGCUCCAUGAGCGAGGCGUUCAUUCGACAGCUUCAGUCCCAAGGAGUUGCAGGCUGCGCGAAGCACUACCCUGGACAUGGUGACACACCGGUAGAUAGUCAUGUAGAGCUGCCCACAGUCACACAUGGCCUCGAUCGUCUCAAUGGUGUCGAACUUGCACCAUUCAGGGUGGCUGUGCGUGCAGAUGUCGCAUCCAUAAUGGUGGCCCAUGUGGCAUUCCCUGCUCUGAGUUACUCUUGUCCCUCCCUUUUGUCAAGGGAGGAGAGAGAAAGGGAUGCAUCACUUCCGGCUUCCAUGAGCACCGGCGCUCUAAACUACCUUCGCAAUCAGCUCGGAUACUCAGGGUUGGUGCUCAGUGAUUGCUUGGAAAUGGGCGGCAUAACGCGCAGGUUUUCUGUUGCAGAAGCUGCAGUCGCAGGACUCAGAGCAGGCGUAGACAUGUUCCUGGUCUGCCACACUGAAGAGAGCCAGCGAUCGGCGAUCGACGCCAUAGUUGGGGCUGUGAAUGAUCAAUCGUUACCCUUGGAGAGACUGAGGGAGGCACGGAGCAGGGUAGAUGCCCUUCUGGAUCAGUACUCUGUGGCACCAUGGAAGGAGCAUCACCUAGAGGGAGCUGGCAAUGGGACUGGUGAGAAUUUUGACGGCGCUGAUCUAAGGAUCAAGAGAUCAUCGACCAUGGCUGGCAUGCGGACCUAGCACCAAUGAUGACCUCGUUCGCUAAACUCCAACCACCAAUUGUGCACUCCCAACUGAUUAUGAUGGCCCUCCCGAAAGAGAUUCUGCAUAGAUUCCACGCCACUUCUCAAUCACAAAACCUGAUAGAGACACUCACAUUUAGUGACUGGGCGAUUAUCAGUGCUAAAUACGAAACUGAGCCCGAGAGAAUGGAUAGAUUGAUUGACGCGUACGCACUAAACGCACCUGUGAUUGCGGCAUUCAACCGGAUCCACAACAGAGAUUUGAAAAGGGUCAUAAUCAAAGGAGAAAAGGCUAUUUUAGAUAAAUUCGGGUACAGCUC